Molecule: messenger RNA, 1445 nt
Organism: Moneuplotes crassus
Lineage: Eukaryota; Ciliophora; Spirotrichea; Euplotida; Euplotidae
Source: the annotation of a GenBank genome assembly
AAGAAAAUGAACGAAUUGUUUGACGAAGACUACAGUGAUAUAGAGCAAGAUGUUGAAGAUGUACUCGACCUAGACGCUGAUGAAGACCCUAUCUAUAAUGCCAGAACCCUUCAGUAUCAUGAAAGUCAUGGAACUUUAGUCAAACCUGAAAAGAGAAGAUCUCAACCCUAUUUGACCAAGUAUGAGAAGACCAGGAUCAUUGGCAGUCGUGCUGAGCAAAUUGGCAGAGAUGGACCUUUCAUGAUGGAACAUAAUGAAGGUCUCAACGCGUUAGAAAUGGCUGAGGUUGAGCUAUACUUCAGAAAAGUACCAUUCGUAGUCAAGAGGAAAAUGCCAAACCAGAGAAUCGAACUUUGGAGAAUUGAAGAGCUCUCAUUUGAUAGGAUUGAGUUUGACAUGGAUGUAAUCAAAAGAGGAACUCCUAAGCCUAAACCUGAAAAAGAGUCAGAAUCCUCUGAACUCAAAGACCAGAUUCUUGAGGAGGUGAAAGAAGAUAGAAAGUUAAAGUCAAACAGAGCUACCUUGCAGCAAGCUUAUAAGUCAAUCUUCUCAAAAAAUAGAGAACAGAAAGUAAAUGUUGACGAGCUUGACAUCAUAAACAAAAACCUGGUUCCCAUCAAUUCCAUAACAAAAAAGAGAAUUGUGAAGAAGGAGGAGUUUGGCUCAUCCUCUAGCACUAUCAAGCAUGAAGAUCAAGUCAUUGAGGAAUCAAAAGACCCCGAUAUCGGAAGCCCUCAGAAAGUACACAAGAGAAGCAAGAAGUCUGAUAUGUGCAUACCUCCGGAAACUACUGAAGAAACAAGAGAUAGAGAAGAGAGAUUGAAAAAGAAAUUGAUGCUACUAUCUAAUGAGGAAGAUGCUGAGAUGGAAGAAAUCAAGACUACUGAACCUCUUAGAGAAAGAAGCCCUAACAUUCCUGAAGGCCAAAGAUCUUUUACUUCAUCUACCCCUGAUAAACAAUCAAAACAAAAGAAAUCAAAGGACUUAUCAAAAACCUCAGUCGAAGUGAUCCAAAUUGAUUCAGAAGAAUCUUACCAGAACUCUACUUCAAGAUCCCAAAAUACAAAAACUCCCUUAAAACCGGUUCAGAGUUCAUCAAACCGCUCCAUCAGUCACAGCGAUCUUCCACUCCUCGAAGGCGACAUCGGAGCUGAUGCUGAAGGAGAAGACGAAGGCGCUGAAGGUGAAGAAGCUGAAAGCGAAGGCGCUGAAGGCGAAGGCACUGAAGAAGAGGAAGAAGGAGGCUCUCCUGACGAGACUAUGGAACUUGAUAAAACUACCGAAGAGCAGAAGGAAAACUACGAAAUCAUCAGUAGCAGCGAGGAAGAACAGAGCAAACAGAAGGGUCACCCUUCUAGUGGACCUCCCAAGGAGGUUAAGAAGAGACUGAACAAAAGGUUUCUAGAAAGUAGUCUUGAUAAUGUUAGUGAUGACGAGUUGUAGCA